AUGGCCACGGCGCAGCAACUGCCGGGUUCGACCCGGUUAGCAGAUGAUGCCGCGACAGCUGCGCUCUAUGUGACGCAUCCUCAACGCAAGGCGGAAAUUCGCGAUCCAAGCGCAACCGACACCCAGCACUUCAAUCCCCGAGUUACAGGAGGCACUCCUAACCUGAGCCAUGCAUCUGCCGGCGCCGCCCUCGCGCAUGCGAAGACUAAGCCGGUUGAAGUGUGGCGCCCGGGAAGACUGGCGGCUGCGGAGAAGGCUGCUUUGUGUGUGAAAGACUACACUCCCCCCGAGGUUCCUCAGCCUAGCACCCAGUAUAGCCCGGAAGGAUUAGAAGCCGCGGUCCUCGCUGUCCGCGACCAGAAAGGCAUGACGAGUCUUCUCCCGACGGCUACGGGCCACAAACAUGAUAUCUCCGCCGACCAAGCCCGCGCAACGACCGGGCAUCAUCAAGCACAGGAUAGAGCCCGUCGAGCCGCUACGGGGGCGUACGCGAUCACUAGGCAGAGAGCCGAGCCCACCCCGACUGAGCCUGUUAUCUCGUCCGACUCGCCGUAUGCGCGUUCUGCGGCUGGGGCCUCGCAGCGAGCGCAUGUGGAAGUCGAAGACCCUUUGGGUCACUUAGACAGUGCCACGGAAGCAAGCCGGAUCCAUCACAUCGCCAAUACCAAUGCGCGACUCUACACCUCGUCUCCACCUGUCGCAAGUGAAAUAGAAGACAGGAACCGUAGAAAUUCUCUGCGCGCUGCGGCAAUCUCCAUGGCCAAAGACAUGUACGAUGUGACCGGAACCAAAGACGAAUCGGAGUUGGACCCAGCUGUCUCUGCACCCCAAAAUGGGCAAGACCGACUCCGCUACCGAAAGACGGUAAGCGCAGCUGGGACAGCCUCGAUUCAGAAGGCCAUGACCCUGCAAGACGCGGCACAGAAACGGGCUGCUGAGAAACUCGCGCGCAUGCAUGAUGAAAAUGCCGAGUAUCAAAUGUACUACGGAACUGCACCCCAGCCACAACGGUCGCGCUUGGCAACUCGACGCAAAAGAACCUCGAGUGAUGCAGAUGCCUCGCAGAUCGAUGCGGAGCAGUCAAGAGAAAUUCGGAACCAGAUGUCAAGCCUGCGAUCGAAGCUCAAUCGGGUUGAUGAACAGAGGCAAAAGGACCGUGAGAUGCUCAUGCAAGCGGCACGGCGCAACGUUGAUGCCGCUCUCCAGGACAUGGAGAUGAAACUCUACACGGACACUGGCCGCCCUCCGCCAUCCCUUCAGAAGGAAUGGGACGAGGCUGCUCAGGAGCGAGUUCGGCAAGAGGCAAAGUCGACGGAAUGGGCUGCGCAGGGAGACCGGGUGAAUAUUGGCGCGCGACAGUUUGUCGACAUGGCAGAUGUCGAGGCUAUUGCGCGCUCGCGGCUCCAGCCUGCGCUUGAUGAAAUCACAGAGCAAGCUGAACAGCAGAGGGCGCAUGAUGUGGAAGAGCGUCUAGAUGCAGAGGAGCAGCAAAGACAUGCUACCGUGGAGCAUGAGCGUGAAGCAGAUAUGAGGGCGGAAGCGAAGCGAGGCAAAGAACCGAGGAAGCGCGAAAGCAAAGGACUGGGGAUCUUCCUGUGGCGGAGGAAAACCAAACGAGCUCGUGUCGAGAAGCCCGCCGAAGAGGAGGCCCCAGCGGAGGCCCCAACGGCAACAGGCGCUGUAGCUCAGGAAGCACCGGCAGAGCCGGAAGCCGCUGCUGCCCCCGAGACUGCUAUCUCGAGGGAGGCAACCGCUGAAGAGACUCCAGGCGAGCCGGAGACUGCCGGUGCAGCCGCUGUUGUUGCAGCUGCGCCCUCCAAAGAACCCACCCGGGACGAUGCGCAGCCCGAGAUAACUAAAACCGAAACUGCGCAGCGGGAUGCCGCCGCGGUUGGUUCGGGGGUGUCUGCCAUGCACACUAUCCAGCCAGUGACAAGUCCUCGGGCUGAUUCAAAGCUCAAAAACUGGUUCCGCGAUCGACUCGUUCGUCGAUCCAGCGGGCCGAUUCCUGUGUAUCCCCACCAGCCCGGGCCUGAUUUCCCCACUGACAGCGAACCUGCAUUCACAGGAGGCGCUGCUUUGGCCGGCAAAGAUGAGCCUCGCGGAGCUGCACUGAGCUCACAUCCCGUCACCGGAACCGAUCUGCCUUCGACGCAGAAUGGAUCCUCGAGCCGCAAUGGCAAUAAUAACGAGGUUACGAAAAGUUUGACUGGGGAAUCUGGCACGGGUCCUUCGUCUCAGCAGAAUGGCAAUAAUAAGAGGCACCGUCUGCGAAGGAGCUUCUUGAAGAGUGUCUCGCGUGGCACCCAGGAGCCCAAGACCAACGGGGUAACCAAGGAGGGAGACUCCCGGCGAGGCUCCGAGGCUGUUUCCGAACCCAAGGACUCUGGCACUGAAAUUCAGGAUCUGCGUCACAGCGCCGUUGAACAAGGGCUGCCAGUGCCGCCUGCUCUCGGCGAGACUGUGAGUACCGGCCGGGAGUCGCGAUUCUCAGAGGAUCUGUGA
This is a messenger RNA of Penicillium alfredii, 2505 nucleotides long. RefSeq lists its product as uncharacterized. The transcript has 4 exons. NCBI's taxonomy places the organism in Eukaryota, Fungi, Ascomycota, Eurotiomycetes, Eurotiales, Aspergillaceae. Bases 1 to 2505 code for a protein of 834 amino acids. Gene Ontology annotation, biological process: eisosome assembly. The record is from RefSeq and is a predicted model, not a curated record.